GUAUCUGGCAACCGCUCCGUCACGGAGGGCGCAGAACAUGUGAGUUGCCCUCAUCUGUGAUGGAGCGGGACUACAUCUGCUGUAAUUCUUUUCAGUUAACAUAUAAAUGGGAUUUAAACACAUAUAGACGUUUUAAUACAGUUUAUCUACAUUAGGUUAUAAUCCAAACAGUGCCGCCACGCAUAAAACACCUGUUAGUAAAUGCUCAUGGAACCGAUCACAGCUGCAAUUAGGCUUCCUUCCGGAACGAUUUAUUGUUACACACGCACCGGGAUCAGCUGUGACCAACUGCCUGUUUUCUACGCUAUUAAACCUUUAAUCUAGGUGGAAGAUGCCUAAGAAAAAGACUGGAGCUCGGAAGAAGGCUGAGAACCGAAAGGAGCGAGAGAAACAGAUUCGGGCCAAUAGAGAGACUGUGGAUGUGGCCAAGCACCCGUGCAAUGCAUCCAUGGAAUGUGAUAAGUGUCAAAGGCGACAAAAGAGCAGGGCGUUCUGCUAUUUCUGUGCUUCAGUGCAGAAACUUCCCAUGUGUGCACAGUGCGGCAAAACCAAAUGUAUGAAGGCUUCAGACUGUGUCAUAAAACAUCCUGGCGUCCACAGCACCGGAAUGGGCAUGGUGGGGGCCAUAUGCGACUUCUGCGAGGCCUGGGUGUGCCAUGGAAGGAAGUGCCUGAGCACCCACGCCUGCUCCUGCCCUCUUUGUGACGCAGACUGCAUCGAGUGUGACCGCAGCGUUUGGGAACACGCUGUAGCACUGUGCUCUGGUGUGACGUGGUUCAAAUCCUGUUUGCUGUGUGACGUACAGGUGGCCGCAUUUUCCGCUGCUCCUUUUGCCACAACUUCCUGUGUGAGGACGAUCAGUUCGAACACCAGGCGAGCUGUCAGAUCCUGGAAGCGGAGACUUUUAAAUGCUUGUCUUGCAAUCGUCUCGGCCAGCAUUCUUGUCUCCGCUGCAAGGCGUGUUUCUGCGACGAUCACGCCCGAAGCAAAGUGUUCAAGCAGGAGAAAGGCAAGGCUCCUCCGUGCCCGAAGUGUGGACACGAAACGCAGGAGACCAAAGAUCUCAGCAUGUCCACACGAACACACAAAUUUGGCCGUCAGAGUGGCGCCGAUGAAGACGAAUACGGUGCGUCCGGAUACAGUUCCUACUGGAAGAAUCUGGAAUCCGGAGGGAGCUACAAAGAGGAGGACGUCGAGGAGGACGACGACUUUGAUGACGAUUACGAUGAAGAGGAGGAGGAGGAUGACGACGAAGACGAAGACGAGGAGGAAGACGACGAACCAGAGGUGGAAGAAUCUCUCUCAAAUCUGAGUUUGGGAGCAAGUGGAAAGCCCCAGUAAAAAAAAAAAAACAAAAAACACAACUUGUAGAGCUAAAACCAUGUCAGAUAUUUGGCCUUUGACUUAAGCUUUUCUGUACUGUGUUGAUACGGACGUGAUUGUCAGCACCCUGAAUUUCAAAUACAUCUGAAAUGUUUUUAAAAGCCA
Puntigrus tetrazona (Sumatra barb) is the source of this 1488-nucleotide messenger RNA. RefSeq names its product zinc finger protein 330 (gene noazfp). The transcript is spliced from 10 exons. The record is from RefSeq and is a predicted model, not a curated record. The coding region runs from base 332 to 1312 and encodes 326 amino acids. Gene Ontology annotation, cellular component: nucleus. Lineage: Eukaryota; Metazoa; Chordata; Actinopteri; Cypriniformes; Cyprinidae. Gene Ontology annotation, molecular function: zinc ion binding.